GUCAGCUCUGAGUUGGGACGCUUGUGGAUUGCUCUGGAGGGACCGGAGAAAGAGCCAUGGGCAAGAAAAAUAAUCCGGAAUUUCUGGAGAAUAUGGCGCUUCUACAAGUCUGCCAGAUGGUGCGAGGAGCGGGGGUCAACUGGAUCCGCAGACUGAACGCAGCUGCUGAAAAUGGCGAGAGUAGCUGGCUCCAAGAGGUCGAGUCUGUGGAGGAAGAGUGUGUCCUGGUGCGCGCACGCCUCGCCUCGCUACCUGUUCCCUUCGUAUCGGAGUUCGUUGUUCUUUAUGCUACCAAGGAAUUUAUAAAAAUGGUCGAAAAUUUUUCCGACUAUAAUCAUGGCCCCUUGAUCAGCAGAAUUUUUGACAGACAAGUUCGCGAGAGCGUCUGCAUAAACAUGUUGAAAGCUGUACUUCUGCCUUGCAUUUCUAAAUUUGAUAUAAGUUUCACUUACUCUAGUUUCGUGCAAGAACUCUUAAUUAAGUUCCUGUAUGCCAUCCCAAAUAUUAAAACUCUGAUUCUGCCCUCACUUCCACGCCCCAGGUACGUUCAGCUCCUUGUGGAAAGAAUUCAAAUUUUGACACAUCUCGAAAACUUUUCCUUCCACACGUGCUGCACUACAGAAACCAUUAUCCAGCUGUCAAAAUAUUGUCCUCACAUGAAGAAAAUUUCUGUCCAGGAUUCCAAAAGCGUGGAUGAUGGGUGCGUAGAGCACUUGCUGAAGAUGAGAAACCUGCUUUCCCUGAACAUUGCAGAAACAUCAAUUUCUGGAAACAGAUAUGCAGCUCUACUUUCGGGUUUGCCAGAAAUACGGGAUGUAUUUUGGUUCCGUCCAAUUGAGCCUGUAUUAGGGAACCUUACAGCAUGUCUUCCUUCAGUAGUGGCAUUUCUUGGAAUUAUUUCAGAUGCAAAAUUAUUGGUUCAGAAAUGUCCAAAUAUAAAGCAUUUGUUAUUAUAUUCCCCUUCGCAGGACAUAUCUGAUCUCGGCGAACUCAGUAAUGUCGUUUCAAUUUCGAUUCGAAAUUGCAGCUAUACCGAAAUUAGGUUUAGCGAUGUGAUUAGGCGUUCCGGUUCAACUCUUAAAAAUUUAGAAACUUGGCAAGUUGACAACAUAAAUUUGGAUGACGUAAUUAAAUAUUGUACAGGUCUUCGUUCGCUUUGGAUUAAUUUUUGUCACAUGACAUGUACACAAGCCUUCCAUCCUGAAUUGCCACACUUCCAAAAUCUUGAAAAAUUAAAAAUAAUAGGUAACGGUGGAGAAUUUACUUUCUGCUCUGUUCUGCACCUCUACGUAAACCUGACUGUAUUACAUUUUGUGGGCAUGGAACAUAUAACUGAUGUCGUCAUCAGUAAGAUUGUGAAGGCUGGUGGAUUCAGAAAUCUGACAGAAUUUGUCAUUGACCAUGGAGACGGCAUGGCUACUGAUGCAGAACUGCCCCAAUUUGACUAAGAUCGGAAAUUUUAACAGUUGGCCUGACAUCAACAACCAAGAAUUGCUGAGAUUCUUGAAUUUUGUGAGGGAUAACAAUGUUUGUCUCACUUUAUACCCCUGAGUUCAAUUAUUUCUUGACUAAAAUAAUAUAGGAGACUUAAAAAUGCAAGAUAUUAUUGAAGGGGUUUACCAAAAUUGGAAAUGUACAUCACAAUUUCCGGCGUACGAAUUGCGUUAAGUUUUAAGUAAUGCAUUCGUUACACUAUCGUGUUAGGCGAAAUGACCACACCUUACAUACAAUUUUGGUUGUUUUUCCUUAAUAUCGUAUGAUAAUAGCUUGAGCAAUUCUUAUCGAUGCCCGAGAACUAUGUGACUAUUUUAAAUUCAAUUUAUAGGCUUUCUCCACUGCUGUAACAACCUGACUGGGGACGUACCUAAGCAGUGGGAAUGAAAUGACAUUUUAUAACAUUUCAAAGUAUAAAAAUACACUUCUAGUGAAGAACAUGUUUAGGUGUAUUUUAUUUUAUUCAUUUUAAAUAUUUUGGUUGCAUUAUUGACGGUGUACAUAUCAGGGUGAUUCACGAAA
Cryptotermes secundus is the source of this 2016-nucleotide messenger RNA. RefSeq lists its product as uncharacterized. Gene Ontology annotation, cellular component: SCF ubiquitin ligase complex. The transcript is spliced from 2 exons. The record is from RefSeq and is a predicted model, not a curated record. Bases 57 to 1448 code for a protein of 463 amino acids. Lineage: Eukaryota; Metazoa; Arthropoda; Insecta; Blattodea; Kalotermitidae. Gene Ontology annotation, biological process: SCF-dependent proteasomal ubiquitin-dependent protein catabolic process.